AUGCCAUCGCCGCCGGCGCCCGCGCAUUCAGCGCCACGUCCUCAGGUGGGCGACUUGCUCCUGGUCAUCCAUGACUUCGAGGCCAGAGGCUCCGAUGAGCUUAGCCUGUCCAAGGGUGAUCGAGUCGAGUUGGUGGAGCGCGAUGACGAGUUUGGGGAUGGAUGGUUCAUGGGCAGACAUCUCGCGAACGGCAACACUGGCCUGUUCCCUGAAUUGUACACACGCCCCGCGCAGCCUGCUUUGGCAGCUUCCUCGGCCGCCCCAUCGCCUCUACUUCCUCUCGCAGAGGACCCGUCCGAGAAGCCCACUGCAAUGGUGGACGAUCGCUCGCAACCACCCAAGUCCCCGUCUACCGGACAAGGCGCAUCGCCCUUGACCCUUCCACUAAUGUCAAAUCGACCCGAAGCGAGCGAAACCACAAAGUCCAUCGAUCUACUCGACAAGGCCGACGCUCCGCAAGAUAGCCAAGUCCUGAACGAAACACUCAACGUCAUCAACGAGCACAUCACCAAUUUGAGAUCUCCUGGGAGUAGCAAUGCCCUUCGGACCCCCGGCAUGGAUUCGGGGAGUGAAUACAGCGCUUCGAUUCACCACCGGAUGUCAUACAUCCACGGGGAAGAGACGGACGAGGAAGAACAUGAUACGCACACGCGCGCUGAAGUAGUGGCCUGGUCACCCGAUGAUGUUGCCGAAUUCCUGUUUACUUCCGGCGUGGAGAAACAACAUUGUGAGGUGUUCCGGGAUCAAGAGAUAUCGGGCGAGGUACUUCUCGGUAUGGAUCAAAGCUCACUUUUCAUCAAAGACUUUGACCUUGGCUCCGUUGGGCGCCGCUUGAAGACAUGGCACCGGAUCAAAGAGCUGCAAGAUGAAGUAGGGGACGAGGGCACCCAUACUCGACGCACAACGCAGACGUAUGGAAGUGAUAUUGGGUCUGAGGAUGCGGGGCGGACCCGUGUCAGGACGAGCACUCUCAACUCAGUAUCGAACGCAAACCGUCGACUAUCUUCCAAUAAUGCACCUCCGAUGCUGACACCGAUCUCGAGCAACGGAAACCCCGAUAGUCCGACACGCAUAGGGCAUGUCAAGCGGCCGUCAGCGGCAUCUAUCAGGGAUAUGCACCACUCUCGCCGCCAUUCAUCCACAGACUAUCAGGCAAACGCACCGAGACUCAGCGUCAACGGAACCUUCCCCGGCGCGGAAGGCUCACACAAGAAACAGCCCUCUUUCGACCGGAAUUGGACACUUGGGGCGGCUGGCUCAAGGCCACUCUCCCAAACGGGCAUGCGAAGUGUUGGUGGUCCCAACGAUGGUAAACUGCAGGACUCAGCUGUAGACCUGGAUCGCGGCUACUUCUCGGGUACCGAAGUUGAGGAGCGACCACGCAACUUUCUACGAAAACGCGAUAGCCUUGCACACUCACGCAACUCAAGCUACGCGGAAGAGCAGCGUAUCCGCAGUGCCACCGCUCACACACGCCAUUCGCGGUUCGGGAGUGAUUCGUACCGAGACAGCGCGCCUCAGACUGCGGCCCAAAAGUAUUAUGGCACCCAAGCGGGUCCCCACCGAAGGACAGCCUCGACCAACACAACCGAGUCGCUGCGGCCGCUUCCUCCAGCCAAGGACACUCAGUCUCCCGCUGUUACCAGGUUGGAGUCGACAAGAGGAUCCCGAGGACCGAUACCCCCGGCCAAGGAUGGCGACUGGCUGUCAUCCCUGGCACAGAAGCCAAAAUCGAAAUCCGGGGGCUUUGGCAUCCGUGCCAUCUCUGACAACCUAGGCCUUGACCGGUCGAAAAACAGCACCUCUGGUGAUUCUAAAGACCAGUCAUUGCCAUCGCCAGCUAUGACAGGGUCGAGUACGCCUUCCGGUGGCCCCAGUUUUGACCUGGAGUCGCCUAACACCACCCAAAGCCCCAGUACAGGCGGUGCACCCGUGAGCCGCAACAAGGGCAAGAAAGGCAAGAAGGAGACGAGCGCCUACACAAGGGGCCUGCUCAAUAUCACGCCCAAGGAAGCUAUGCAAGAUGCCGAUUUUAGUGGGUGGAUGCGGAAGAAGAGUUCCAAUCUGAUGACCACCUGGAAGCCGCGCUUUUUCGUACUGAAAGGACGACGUCUGUCAUACUUCUAUUCCGAGGAGGAUGAUUCGGAGAAAGGCCUCAUCGACAUUUCGUUCCACAGAGUUCUGCCAGCCGACAAUGAGAAGCUGACGGGGUUGCACGCAUCCAUUACCGGUGCAGUUGGCGGCCAGAACAGCAGGGAUAAGGAGGGACUCGAGAAAGGCGACGACUCCAUGUUCAUCUUCAAGCUUAUGCCACCGAGGGCUGGGUUAUCAAGAGGAGUCCACUUCACAAAGCCAACCGUCCAUUACUUUGCUGUGCCCAAUCUCAAACAGGGCCGGCUGUGGAUGGCCGCCCUGAUGAAGGCUACGAUUGAUCGGGACGACUCGCAACCCAUUACGACGACGUACCAACAGAAAACCAUUUCGCUCACCAAGGCGAAGCAAAUGCGCUCUCGACCUCCGGCGCUCAUGAACCUGGACGAAGCGGCUGAAGAAGACCAGAGUGCACCGGCGUCAACCACGGCAGCGACAAUGGCCUCGAAGCAAGACUCUCACGGAUUGGGCUCAUUGGGCGGAGCGUUUUCCGCCACGCCAAAACUUACUCUUGGAGAUGGUGGUCAGAACGGCGAUGGUGCGGCAGUUCCUUCACUCCAAAGUACAUAG
Messenger RNA from Emericellopsis atlantica, 2721 nucleotides. RefSeq lists its product as uncharacterized. The coding region runs from base 1 to 2721 and encodes 906 amino acids. Gene Ontology annotation, biological process: actin cytoskeleton organization. Gene Ontology annotation, molecular function: protein binding. The record is from RefSeq and is a predicted model, not a curated record. The transcript is spliced from 3 exons. NCBI's taxonomy places the organism in Eukaryota, Fungi, Ascomycota, Sordariomycetes, Hypocreales, Bionectriaceae. Gene Ontology annotation, cellular component: plasma membrane.